AUGCCACCUCUCGCGGGCUUUUCAGACAACCCAUUCCGCACUCGGGGCGACGUCCUCGUGGCUGUCAAGGCCCUCCUACGACCUUUGCUUCCUUAUUUCUCUCCAGGAUGCGCCCGGAUUUGUAUCCCCAUAGCCACUGGCACACAUUUCGACGAAACUGCGGCCCAGCUCGAAGGCUACGCCCGGCCACUAUGGGUCGUUGCGGCUCUGCUUCUGAGUGGUGACGAGCCUGACUGGGACCUGAUACAGCCAUGGAUCAAGGGCAUAGAAAUCGGGACCAACCCAGAGCACCCCGAGUUUUGGGGGCACAUCCGGGAUUACGACCAGAAGAUGGUUGAAUGUGAGAUGAUAUCUUUUUUACUACUAGCCGCACCAAAAGAGCGGUUGUGGGGAAGGCUAGACCCCAAGAUUCACCGCAAUAUAAUAGCUUGGCUGUCAGAUAUUCAAGUCAGAGCCAUGCCAGCUGCAAACUGGCUUUGGUUUCGCGUCUUUGUCAACUUGGCUCUUCUGAAAACAUGUGGGGUAGACACGCCUACAGUACGAGAGUCCCUUCAAAGUGAUCUCGAGAUGCUUGACACGUUUUAUGUUGCGGAUGGGUGGUCCGGAGAUGGUCUCUGGAGAUCAGCAGAGUUGGAUGAAAAGGAAUGGGAGAUAUAUAAACAAACUGGGCGAGCGAAUGCGCUUCCUAAUAGUAGAAAUAUGUGCUACUACUCGGGGAGCUUCGCCAUCCAAUUCAGCCAGCUCCUAUAUAUCCGCUUUGCCGGAGAUUUGGACCCCGAAAGAACCGAAAGAUACCGCCAACAAGCACGAGAUUUUGGUGCUGGAUUCUGGAGGUAUUUCGACUCGCAGGGUGCAGCGAUACCAUUCGGUCGUUCUUUAACGUACCGCUUUGCCUGUGGUGGUUUCUUCGCAGCACUCGCUCUGGCUGGAGUUGACCAGAUGCCCGCACCGCUUCAAACAUUGGGCGAUGUCAAGGGGUUUCUCCUACGCCAUCUCAGAUGGUGGGCGAGACACUCGGAUAAUAUCUUUUAUCCAGAUGGAACGCUAAAUAUCGGCUGGGUUUAUCCGAACUGGUAUCUAGCUGAAGACUACAACUCGCCUCAAUCCGUCUAUUGGGCUCUGAAAUCUCUUAUAAUCGUCGCUUUAGAUGCCGAUCAUCCAUUCUGGGUCCAGCCUGAAACGCCAUAUCCUGAUGGCGGUGGAGUGAGUCUGGUUUCUGCACCACAACAAAUACUAUGUAACCAUCCCCGAGGGAGUCACCAUUUUCUUCUAUCCUUCUCUCAGUUUAUCGGUAUUCCUUUCAAAGCUUCAAGGGCCAAAUACUCCAAAUUCGCCUACUCAUCGGCAUUUGGGUUCUCUGUCCCCAAUGGGCCUGUUUCGCUAAGACAAUCACCACCUGACAAUAUGCUUGCUUUUAGCAGAGAUGGUGGCGACACUUGGGCCGUGAAAUACAAGGCAGAGCAAGCUAAGUUUGGUAGAAUCAUGGUUUGUGAUGAGGAAGUACCCAUAGGAACUGUAUCGUGGUACCCCUGGACUGAUCGUAGCGUUGUUGUGACGACUACUAUGAUCCCGCCAACGUCGAGAUGGCCAGACUGGCACAUCCGCGUUCACAAAAUUAAGGCGACCAAUUCAACCUCACGAGUGUUCCUGUCCGAGGGAGGGUUUGCAAUUAAUAGUCGCCAGAAGGGCAAUCAUCUACUGCUGCCUGAAGUGACGGUAGAUGAGCAAACUGACGCAGUCGAUGAAGGCAUCAUUCGUACCGAUAAUUCGGUUCUGGUCUUGAAUAAUGGCGAUGCAGUCGGGAUUUCCAUCGAUGAACCAACAAGAACCUCCCUCAGCUUCUCAAUGUCGGCCUUCGAUCCGGAACCAAAUACUAAUCUAAUGGUAUCAAGAAGCCUAAUACCGUUGGUUGAAUAUGACAUUGAAGACGGCUUUAAAGAAAAAGAAGAGAUUAUUCUUGUUGCCAAAGUCUUUGCGAUUUCAGCGAAGGCCAGCUCUAUGAGAAAACCUUCGUAUCCAAUGGAACGAUGGCUAGACGCACCUCGCGUCACCUUUGCGGAAACAAGGCAGUCAACUAACAGUGAUAAUAAUAUUUAUGUCGAUAUUUCUUAA
Molecule: messenger RNA, 2112 nt
Organism: Clonostachys rhizophaga
Lineage: Eukaryota; Fungi; Ascomycota; Sordariomycetes; Hypocreales; Bionectriaceae
Source: the annotation of a GenBank genome assembly